AUGGAAUCGGAGCAGUUGAUAUCGGGGAGUGGGUCCCGCUACGUCCAAAUGCGAUCCGAUACGGCGACGUCGCCGUCGUCGUUUCUGUGCCGCCUGUCGUCGUUCGAGCCGGCUCGAAUUUUCGAAGAGUUGCCGAGCGCCACAAUCGUCUCCGUCUCUCGUCCUGACGCCGGUGAUAUCAGCCCCAUGCUUCUCUCUUACACCAUCGAAUUCCAAUACAAGCAGUUUAAGUGGCGGUUAUUGAAGAAACCUUCACAUGUAUUCUAUUUGCAUUUUGCAUUGAAGAAACGGGCAUUUUUUGAGGAAAUUCAAGAGAAGCAAGAACAGGUUAAAGAAUGGCUUCAAAAUCUAGGAAUCGGAGAUCACACUGAAGUGGUACAAGAUGAUGAGGACGCCGAUGAUGAGACUGUUCCCCUGCAUAACGAAGAAAGUGCUAAAAACAGAGAUGUUCCAUCUAGCGCUGCUCUGCCAAUCAUCCGGCCAGCGCUCGGUAGGCAGCAAUCUAUGUCAGAUAGAUCAAAGGUUGCCAUGCAAGGAUAUCUGAACCACUUUCUAGGAAACAUGGACAUUGUGAACUCUCGAGAGGUGUGCAAAUUCUUGGAGGUCUCUAUGUUAUCAUUUUCUCCAGAAUAUGGACCUAAACUAAAAGAAGACUAUGUGAUGGUGAAGCAUCUACCAAAAAUUCCAAGGGAUGAAGCUUUCAGGAAAUGUUGUGCAUGUCGUUGGUUCAAUUGUUGUAAUGACAAUUGGCAAAAGGUUUGGGCUGUAUUAAAACCAGGAUUCUUGGCCUUGCUGGCAGAUCCUUUUGAUACCCAACCUUUAGAUAUAAUUGUGUUUGAUGUACUACCAGCCUCGGAUGGGAAUGGGGAUGGCCGGCUAUCACUAGCGAAAGAAAUAAAAGAGCGGAAUCCCCUACGCCAUGCAUUUAAGGUGGCUUGUGGUAACCGGAGCAUUAAUUUGAGAGUGAAGAGUAGUUCUAAAGUUAAAGAUUGGGUUGCUUCCAUCAAUGAUGCUGGACUCAGGCCUCCUGAGGGCUGGUGUCAUCCUCACCGUUUUGGCUCUUUUGCACCUCCGAGAGGCUUGACUGAAGAUGGUAGUCAGGCUCAAUGGUUCAUAGAUGGUCGGGCUGCAUUUGAAGCAAUUGCUUCUGCUAUUGAGGAUGCAAAAUCAGAGAUAUUUAUUUGUGGCUGGUGGGUGUGUCCAGAAUUGUACCUGCGGCGCCCUUUUCAUGCUCAUGCUUCUUCUAAACUUGAUUCUUUACUGGAAGCAAAAGCUAAGGAAGGGGUUCAGAUUUAUAUUCUUCUCUAUAAGGAGGUAGCUCUUGCUCUGAAAAUAAACAGUGUUUAUAGCAAGAGGAAACUUAUUGGGAUUCAUGAGAAUGUGAGGGUAUUACGUUACCCUGACCACUUUUCCAGUGGUGUUUACUUAUGGUCCCACCAUGAAAAACUUGUCAUUGUUGAUUAUCAGAUUUGCUUUCUUGGAGGACUGGAUUUAUGCUUUGGUCGUUAUGAUACUGCUGAGCAUAAAGUGGGUGAUUGCCCUCCUUUGGUAUGGCCUGGAAAGGACUAUUACAACCCGAGGGAAUCUGAACCAAAUUCAUGGGAAGAUACAAUGAAAGAUGAGCUGGAUCGUGGAAAAUAUCCUCGUAUGCCUUGGCAUGACGUUCACUGUGCCCUUUGGGGACCCCCCUGCCGUGAUGUGGCUAGACAUUUUGUUCAGCGCUGGAACUAUGCAAAGAGAAAUAAAGCUCCAAACGAACAAGCAAUUCCACUACUUAUGCCGCAGCACCACAUGGUCAUUCCUCAUUACAUGGGAAGAAGCCAAGAGAUGGAGAUUGAAAGUAAGAAUGCUAACCAUCAUAGAAGGCAGGAUUCCUAUUCGUCAAUAUCAUCCUGCCAAGAUAUCCCACUUCUUAUACCCCAAGAAGCUGAUGGGCUGGAUUCUCCAAAGGAAGACCCAAACCUAAAUGGGAUGGACUCUCCUCCUGAUCUCCUUGAACAGCCAAGCAGGGUUAGCAACAAUCUUGCUUUCCCUUUCCGAAGGUCAAAAAUUCUACCAGUAGGUCAUGAUACACCAAUGAGAGGCUUUGUAGAUGACCUUGAUUCUUUGGCUCGACAUGGAAAAAUGGGUUCAGAUGAGGUGGCACAGCCUGGCAUGAAAAACAUGGAUCCAGAGUGGUGGGAAACACAAGAGCGGGGCAACAAGGGUGGUUUCACAGAUGAAUCAGGACAAGUUGGUCCUUGUAGUUCGUGUCGAUGUCAGGUUAUUAGAAGUGUCAGUCAGUGGUCAGCAGGAACAAGCCAAGUUGAAGAGAGCAUUCACAAUGCUUAUUGCUCUCUUAUCGAUAAAGCAGAGCACUUUAUUUACAUUGAGAAUCAAUUCUUCAUAUCAGGUCUUUCAGGAGAUGAAAUAAUACGGAAUCGUGUGCUAGAAGCAUUAUUUCGACGUAUUAUGCGAGCAUACAAUGAUAAAAAGUGUUUUAGAGUUAUAAUUGUCAUACCACUUAUACCCGGCUUCCAGGGGGGUCUGGAUGAUGCUGGUGCAGCAUCUGUCAGAGCUGUUAUGCAUUGGCAAUAUCGAACUAUUUGCAGAGGACAAUUUUCAAUAUUGCAAAAUCUUAAUGAAAUUCUUGGUCCAAAGACACAUGAUUACAUUUCUUUUUAUGGCCUUAGAUCUUAUGGUAAACUCUUUGAUGGCGGUCCUGUGGCCUGCAGUCAGGUCUAUGUGCAUAGUAAAAUCAUGAUUAUCGAUGAUUGUACAACUUUAAUUGGAUCAGCUAACAUCAAUGAUAGGAGUUUGCUUGGCUCAAGAGAUUCUGAGAUUGGUUUACUUAUUGAAGAUAAAGAGAUGAUUAAUUCGCAUAUGGGAGGAAAGCCAUGGAAGGCUGGAAAGUUUUCGUUAAGUCUUCGCUUGUCACUGUGGUCUGAACACCUUGGUAUUCGAGCUGGAGAGAUGAAUCAAAUAAUCGACCCAGUUGUUGAUUCAACUUACAAGGAUAUCUGGAUGGCAACUGCAAAGACAAAUACCACAAUCUACCAAGAUGUCUUUUCUUGCAUACCAAAUGAUUUUAUUCAUUCCAGAGCCGCAUUCAGACAAAACAUAGCCUACUGGAAGGAUAAAAUCGGGCACACGACAAUUGACUUAGGAAUCGCUCCUGAGAAGAUGGAAUCGUAUCAGAAUGGAGAUAUGAAGAAAGCAGAUCCCAUGGAGAGGUUAGGAUCUGUGAAGGGUCAUCUUGUAUCGUUCCCCUUGGAUUUCAUGUUAAAAGAAGACUUAAGACCUGUGUUCAAUGAGAGCGAGUAUUAUGCAUCUCCUCAAGUAUUUCAUUGAACACGAUUUUGAAGUAACUCAUUCAAGCUCAUCUUUGGUGGCCAUCAAUUUCGGAUUUUAGUUUUUGCACAUAUUUUUAUGAAA
Molecule: messenger RNA, 3414 nt
Organism: Prunus avium (sweet cherry)
Lineage: Eukaryota; Viridiplantae; Streptophyta; Magnoliopsida; Rosales; Rosaceae
Gene: PLDP1
Product: phospholipase D P1
Biological process (GO): intracellular signal transduction; phosphatidic acid biosynthetic process; phospholipid catabolic process
Cellular component (GO): plasma membrane
Molecular function (GO): D-type glycerophospholipase activity
Source: RefSeq, a predicted model, not a curated record